Molecule: messenger RNA, 2057 nt
Organism: Spizellomyces punctatus DAOM BR117
Lineage: Eukaryota; Fungi; Chytridiomycota; Chytridiomycetes; Spizellomycetales; Spizellomycetaceae
Exons: 4
Biological process (GO): mitotic cell cycle phase transition; regulation of cyclin-dependent protein serine/threonine kinase activity
Cellular component (GO): cyclin-dependent protein kinase holoenzyme complex; nucleus; cytoplasm
Molecular function (GO): cyclin-dependent protein serine/threonine kinase regulator activity
Source: RefSeq, a predicted model, not a curated record
CGGCACGAAUCCUUGCAGAUCGCAAAAGUUGACAUUCUGUUAUUACCUUCAAACUGUGAAAUUCAUAUCUGGAGCGCAAUGCUGUUUGCGCCGCCUGUCCCAAAGACGCGGGUUGAUUUAGCACACCCUACAACUGGCCAGCAACCUAGAGGUUAUGUUUCCGCGGCUACCGCCAAAAUGUGGUCUAGAAAGCAGUCUGCUGGCGUACUCGUUGAGUCUGCGGAGCUCAAUAAUGGCGUCAAGAGGCCAGCAGAACGCCCUUCUUCACGACAAGAGGCUAAAAGGAUCAAGAGCGAUGUGAAAAGCACGGCACCUGUCCUGGCGCCCAAGCCCAAGAAUAUCUCUACUGCGUACCGUGCGGCAAAAGAAAAGGGAAAGGAGAGGAACGCCGUGGCUCGUCGUGCACUAUCUUCCAAGGGUAACACUCGUGACCAAGCCAAUAGUUGUCGGCCUGGCCUUAGUGGGAAGGAGAACAUCGGUUUCAUCCAUUCUACCAUCCCUUCUGCUCGUAUUGAUACCUUCAGCAAGGAAAGUGCUGUACCAAUAAAGCUUGUCUCGAAGAGCAUUUUGGCUCCCGUAAACGGCGUUAGUAAGGGUUCGCGUGCAUCUACCAACUUUUUGCCGACGGGACACUUUGUGCCCGUCAACGCAAUGAAGAAAACCUAUGGUUCAAGUACGCGAGAGAUGAUGAAGGAGGAGGUCCGUUCCGCUGACGCCAUGGAAAUUUCACCCAUCAAAGCCCCUGUUUCCUCGUUCGCGGCGCCUCAAACCACAUCUUCGUCACCUCACCCUGCCCAACUGCUUAAGCAGAAAGCCCUCUUUGAUAUGAUAGACGCUUGGUCUGUGUCUCCGCCAGCUGGACAACUUGAGCGAAUGAAGUUGUCUUCACCCCUCCAAGACAUCGAGAACAAGACCAGUCCCGACAUAACUCCCGUCCGUCACCGUACCUCUCAUCCGGCUGCUCCGGUCGCCCAGGCUCGCUUGAAAUCCCCAACUCCCGAUCAAGCUCCAAUAUCACAACAGCAGAAACGUGAAUCUUUAGGUCGCCGAAUCUCAGACCCUCCCGUUAUUGAUAGCAAUGAUCUUUUCGGAUUUGAUGAAUACGCCGAAGAGCACGCCAAAGCAGACUGGGAAGCAGAAGUUCGAAUGUGCAAUGUUGACGUCGCCUCUCCGCGCCCAUUCACUUGUCAGCAGCGGGCAAAAGCCAUCAACACCUUAUUUGCAAUCCACUCAGGCCUAAAAUGCUCUCCUGACGUCUUGUUUACGGCAAUCCGCACGUUUGAUCUUUUCAUUGCAAAAUGGAAGUACGUUCGCUCCUACGGUAACUACGAAAUGACGUGGGAUGAUCGCGGACUUCUUCUUGCCGUUGUGGCGACUCUUUCGCUGGCGGCGAAGGGUGACUCACAAAACCCCGGAUGGACGUAUAAAAAGCUGAUGGGCACGAUGGCUCCAACUUGGACGCCCAAUGAGUUUAUGAUGAUGGAGAGCAAGAUUCUAGAGGUUGUCGGUGUCUACACGUAUCCGACUCCGUUACAAUUUCUUCGGCAGAUUAAUGGAAAAACACGCUUUGAGAAAAAGUACCACCAAACAGCCAAAUACUUGGUUGAAGUUGCACAGUACGACCAGAAGUUUGUGAGAGUUAAGCCUUCUCAGCUUGCAGCCGUGGCCAACUACACAGCUCGUAAAGUGAUGAAUGACGACCCGUGGAAUCAGCACCUCGUCGCUUCAUCUGGGUACAUGGAAGACGCUUUGAAGGAACUCUCCAGACCUCUGAUGAUGCUUGUGCUUGACCAAAAUCCCAAGACAUCGAAUGUAGUCAAGAAGUAUUCAACCGAAGAAUUCUCGUUCGUAGCGCCUGUUUUUGCGUCCCACCUUGAGUUCUGCCUGUAAAGGAUUUUAUCGGAUUUUUCUGUAAGAUAUUGCACGACACCAUUGUAUAAAAGGGAAGACGAAGGGGAUAAGCGGUGGUUGUUACCGCCAAAAGGAGGAAAAUGUAAAUACUGAAUCCAAAGGAAAAAAGCGUAGAAAUAAAAUCAUAAUGGUAUAGGGUCUGACCA